Messenger RNA from Callorhinus ursinus (northern fur seal), 2672 nucleotides. RefSeq names its product transmembrane protein 132B (gene TMEM132B). The record is from RefSeq and is a predicted model, not a curated record. Lineage: Eukaryota; Metazoa; Chordata; Mammalia; Carnivora; Otariidae.
AUGUGCGGACAUGGGGAGAAGCUGGCCAACUCCAAGCAAGGAAGCGGGCUCUCACUGGAUGCCGAAUUGGCCAGCACCUUGAUCUUGGACUUCUCGGCCCGCAGGAGUGUGAGGAGAAUUAAGGCUGCAGCUGGUGUGAGAAUAUCGGCCGUGCGCGUCAGCAGUGAGCAGCAGUGGGCGGUCCAGGAGGACAUCGACAGUGGCAGCGAGCAGACAGCGGCCACCCUCACCUGUGUGGGCCACCACCCGGACACGCAGAGCAGGGCAAAUGGCUCCUUCUAUGAGAUCUUGCAAGUGGACUUUGGGAUCGACAACAGCAGUGGCCUGGCCGGGGCCCAGCCCAUCACCUGGCAGGUGGAGUAUCCAGUGGAGGACUCUAUGAGCGAACUGGCCGUCUCUGAGAUCUUCGUCAGCCAGACAUCCUUUGUGGGCAUCGUCCCUCUUGUAAUGGAUACGGAGGUGCUGAACACGGCCGUCCUCACGGGGAAGCCUGUUGCGGUUCCCGUCAAGGUCGUGGGCAUUCAGGAGGAUGGCUCCGUGGUGGACGUGUUGGAGGCUGUGGAGUGCAGGUCUGCGGAUGAAGACGUCGUGAAGGUCUCCAACCACUGCGAUUCCAUUUUUGUGAACGGGAAGGAAAUGAAGAGCAAAGUGGACACGACUGUGAACUUCACGCACCAGCACUUCACCUCCCAGCUGGAGGUCACCGUCUGGGCGCCCAGGCUCCCCCUGCAGAUUGAGAUCUCAGACACGGAGCUGAGCCAGAUCAAAGGCUGGAGGAUCCCCGUGGCCUCCAACAGAAGGCCCACGCGAGAGAGCGAGGACGAGGAGGACGAGGAGAAGAAGGGCCGGGGGUGCUCCCUGCAGUACCAGCACGCCGCCGUGCGCGUCCUCACCCAGUUCGCUGCCGAGGCCCCCGACUCGGGUCAGCUGAGCUACAUGCUGGGCCCCGACUGGCAGUUCGACAUCACUGACCUCGUGGCCGAGUUCAUGAAGGUGGAGGAGCCGAGGAUCGCGCAGCUCCUGGGCGGCAGGACCCUGGUGGGCCGGGAGCCGGGGAUAACCACGGUGCAGGUGCUCUCACCUCUGUCCGACUCCAUCCUGGCUGAGAAGACAGUGAUCGUGCUGGAUGACCGCGUCACCAUCGCCGACCUGGGCGUGCAGCUGGUGGCCGGCUUGUCUCUUGCCCUGCAGCCUCACAGAGCGGACAAGAGGGCUAUUGUCUCCACGGUGUCUGCCCAGGACGUCCUCCAGGCCCCGCAGCAGGAAGCAAUAGUCAGUUCUUGGAUUUUGUUCAGUGAUGGUUCGGUGACACCCUUAGACAUUUAUGAUCCCAAGGAUUUUUCUGUUACUGUGUCAUCAUUGGAUGAAAUGGUGGUGUCUGUCCAAGCAAACCUUCAGUCCAGAUGGCCAGUUGUGGUCGCACAGGGUGAAGGGCAAGGGCCCUUGAUUAAAUUAGAAAUGAUGAUUAGUGAGCCCUGUCAGAAGACCAAGAGGAAGAGUAUUCUUGCCGUGGGUAAAGGGAAUGUCAAGGUCAGAUUUGAACCAAAUAUCGAUGAGCACCAAGGAGGCACCAACGAUAUUGAGGGCAUCAGUCGGGAAUACAAAGACCAUCUCAGUAAUUCCAUAGAGCGUGAAGGAAACCGGGAGAGAGCAGGUCAGGAGUGGUUCCAACAUGGCGCCUCUGUUGGCCAAGAGGAACGUAGCAACAAAAGCACAACCCCACAGUCUCCCCAGGAAGGAAAGGAUAAGAAGUCACUCAAGAGUGGCGGUCCAGACACCUUCACAAGCUUCCCCACUCAAGGGAAGUUACCGGAACCCAAUAAUCCCAGUGACCUGACAGUGACCUCCAGGGGGUUAAGUGACUUGGAGAUCGGCAUGUACGCUCUGCUCUGUGUCUUCUGCCUGGCCAUUUUGGUCUUCUUGAUCAACUGUGUGGCCUUUGCUUGGAAAUAUAGACACAAAAGAUUCGCCGUGAGCGAGCAAGGCAACAUCCCCCAUUCCCAUGACUGGGUCUGGCUUGGGAAUGAAGUAGAACUUCUGGAGAACCCCGUGGACAUCACCCUCCCGUCGGAGGAGUGCACGACCAUGAUAGACAGGGGCCUGCAGUUCGAGGAGAGGAACUUCCUUCUCAACGGCGGUUCCCAGAAGACUUUCCAUAGUCAACUGCUCAGACCCUCUGACUAUGUCUAUGAGAAAGACCUUAAAAGUGAGCCUAUAAAUCCAUCGGGCCCAAAGCGGAAGCGAGUCAAGUUUACUUCCUACACCACCAUCCUCCCGGAGGACGGCGGCCCAUACACCAACUCCAUCCUGUUUGACAGUGAGGACAACAUCAAGUGGGUCUGUCAGGACACGGGGCUGGGGGGUCCCCGGGACCUUAGAGACUAUAUGGAAAGCCUGCAAGACCACAUGUGAACUCCUUUCUUACGUUUGUAUUCACCUUUAUGCCUUCUGUUUUUUGAACGGUGGAGCAGUAAGUUUGUUCAGCAAUAGGGGAUGAUUUAACAAAGCUUCAUUUGGGGCGGUCUGGGGUGGGGAUCCCUUUCUGAGCAGGUGUCAGAGGCCUGGAGAGCUAUAGCAGCUGGGUUAUAAGCCGGGAAAUGUCUCGAAAGCAGCCACCUGUAGAUCCUGGAGAAAUUCUAAGACGACAGUUGUAUCUGCUGCCUGGUACUAGC